This is a messenger RNA of Pecten maximus, 2748 nucleotides long. RefSeq names its product toll-like receptor 2. Gene Ontology annotation, molecular function: transmembrane signaling receptor activity; protein binding. The record is from RefSeq and is a predicted model, not a curated record. NCBI's taxonomy places the organism in Eukaryota, Metazoa, Mollusca, Bivalvia, Pectinida, Pectinidae. Gene Ontology annotation, biological process: toll-like receptor signaling pathway; immune response; inflammatory response. Gene Ontology annotation, cellular component: membrane.
GUUUGAGACACGAUAAACAGGUUUAUGUUCACUUACCGACAUGGAGGUUAUGUUUUCUGUAGCCCUUUUAGGAUGGGUAUUAGGAUUGACAGGUGUCCGUGGAUACCCCGACUGCUGUGUGGAGAGAAGUGUAGGAGACGAGAUGGACGUCACCUGUCGACGGUGUAGACUUAACACUGUACCGCAGGAUUUACCUGUCAACGUCACACAACUAGAUCUGACGAACAAUGAACUUACCAUCUUACAACCGAAAUCUUUCUUCACUUUACUAAAUUUAAAAACCCUGAAACUGGACUCGAACCGGAUGAGAAACAUAUCACUUGGAGCAUUUGACGGGCUUCUAAACCUUCGAUAUCUCAGCCUCAGAGAUAACAAUUUGGAUAGCUCUCUUGGGGCAAACAUAUUCCAACCUCUGGUCAACCUUCGAGUUUUACAACUUAAUCAGAACAGAUUCCAUAUCCAUAAAGCCUACCCAGUUAACGCGCUGUCAUAUCUUACUAGCAUUGAGAUAAUUUUCAUCGAUAUUUUCGAACAAUUCAGCUUUGGAAGUGCAUUUUCGGGUUUCAAUAAUCUGACGACUUUGAACUUACAUGGUAUUGAAAAAUGUUCUAUUCGAAAUACAACCUUCAGGGGAUUAGAAAGUUUGACAAUAACACAUCUCACAUUAGAUUCUAAAAUCAGCUUUAUAGAAAAGGACUCAUUUUCUCCAUUCAGAAACCUUACUUUACUCCACAUCGAUUCCCGUCGGACACUAGAUAUCCAUGAAGUUUUCCAAGCUCUGUAUGGAUUACGGAACCGAACAAUGGAAGAGAUUAGAUACACUGACAAUUUUCUGUUGUUUGACAGACCUGUAGAUUUAACGGUUUCUGACAUUCAAUUUUUAAAGUCUAUUUGCGUAAAACGUUUAUAUCUAAUUAGAAAUUCUUUAAUCCACAUCCAUUUGCAAGUAAUCGGAUCAUGGACAAGCAGAAAUUGUGUUGAAGUUUUAGAUGUUUCAGCAAAUAAGUUCAGCUCCUUCGGAAUACUACUAGUUAUUCCAUUAUUUCCUAAUUUAACUCAUUUCAUCCUCACAAACAACAUUCCUAGCCGAUCGAAACGAAUGCUUUACAUCUUCAAUCGGCACAAACUUCCAGAAAAAAUCACUUUCAUUAUACCACCUAAAUUAAUGUUUCUAAAUGUAAGUCAUAAUAAUGUACAUGACUUUGAUAAUAUACAUUUUUCAUUUAAGAAUUCUCUAAAAUUGUUUGACAUCAGUUACCAGCGUAAAGGCAGAUUCAGGCACCCUAUAUAUGGUAAAGAGCUGACUCACUUAGAAGAGUUGUAUGUAUCAGGUAUGAAUUGCUACCACUUUAGAUGUAUGGACUUCAAUGGUAUGAAAAAUCUUACAAAACUUGAAGCAAAGCAAAGCAAUUUGAAAAAUGAUUUUCUGUCUGUCAACUCGAAGUCAGUAUUCAUUGGACUUCGUAACCUGACAUAUGUGGAUUUGUCAGUAAACCAUCUCAAUGAAUGGGAUUCAUUAACAUUUCAUGAUCAAAGACAAUCCUUGAAAGUUUUACUCAUCUCGGAGAAUGAAAUAAACGUGUUUCCAACACAAGCUUUAGAAACCCUUGAACAACUGGAAUACGUUGAUAUCGGUAAUAACGCCCUAACAACACUGACAUUAUCAGAUUAUAACGUCUUAGACAAACUAAAACAACAAUCUACAAAGUUCCUGGUUAAUCUGCACGGUAAUCCCCUCCUAUGUAGCUGUGACGAUUUGGAUUUCCUGCGUUGGGCUGUAAGAACAACAGUACUUUAUGACAAAGAAAAUCUUCGAUGUGCCACACCACACGGUGAUUCAAUCAGGAUUAAAUAUCUAGAAAGAAACUUUGAGAGAUUCGAGGUCGACUGUGCUUCCUUCAGCUGGCUCAUUGUCUCCAUACUACUGCUCGUAGUAAUGUUCGUGUUGGUUACAUUGUCGUUGGUAUCCUGGAGAUACAGCGCCAAGUUACGGGUCUGGUGUAGACAACCAGCUGAUGGCGAGUUCACACACUAUGCCUUUAUAUCAUAUUCCGACAAGGACAGCAAAUGGGUCCGAGAUCAACUUACAUCACACUUAGAACAAGAAGGACUUUCGUUCAUGUGUGCAGACAAAGACUUUGAACCAGGAAAAGAUAUCGCUACAAACAUUUUGGACGCGAUAGAUAGUUGUUAUAAGUCUGUGUUUGUAGUAAGCUAUCAUUUCCUGAACUGUGAAUGGACUAGGUAUGCUAUGCAGGUAACAAGUGGUUAUUCCUUUCGAAAAGGCCGAGAGGAUAUGAACAUUAUUAUCCUAUUAGAUGAUAUUGAACUCUCUGAGUUGCCCAAACUACUUCGUAAAAACUGGGACAAUGUCGAAUGUUUACGAUGGCCACGUGAUGAUUCCUCACUCGAAAAAUGUGCUGACAAAAACACAUCAAUGGAAAAAGCAAGGGAGAAAGUUUUGGCCAAAUUAUCAAAAUACAUCCGAAAGGGGAAUCCUGAAAUUGUUAAACCAGAGGAGGAUGUGAAUGACACAAUGUUAUAAGAUGGCAUGACAUUUAAUGAAUGACAUGAUGCCAUAAGAUGGCAAGACAUGACUCUGGUGUCAUUUUACCUACAAUCCCCCUUUGACGUUAUAUAAAUAACAUAGCCCACCUUAUCUAUGUAUUAUAUGUUUUAAUAUUUUCAUCCUAUUUUUCAUGUUAUUGUUAUUAUAUCGUAAGCGAAUAAAGCGAAUGCUUUUAAAAA